Molecule: messenger RNA, 207 nt
Organism: Linum trigynum
Lineage: Eukaryota; Viridiplantae; Streptophyta; Magnoliopsida; Malpighiales; Linaceae
Source: the annotation of a GenBank genome assembly
AUGCGAGGGCAGUACUGUAGCGUGAAUCGACGUGGAGAUUUUGCGCUGUUGUUGGAAAUCGAAGGAGACGUGAGGAUCUUGAUGAGAAAUUUCAGGGGAGAAAAUGUUUUCUGGGCCAUCAGAGGCGGCGGGCUGCCAGGUUUGGAAUCGUCUUGCCCUGGAAGCUUACCCGAUGGAUGCUGCGGAAUCGUCUUCCAGCAACACUGA